This is a messenger RNA of Bursaphelenchus xylophilus (pine wood nematode), 3849 nucleotides long. The record is from the annotation of a GenBank genome assembly. NCBI's taxonomy places the organism in Eukaryota, Metazoa, Nematoda, Chromadorea, Rhabditida, Aphelenchoididae.
AUGACCAAAGAAUUCUCUAAACUCCCAACUUUUGCCUAUCCCACAGCCUAUUCCAUUUAUCUAAAGCCGGAUAUAAACACUUUCAACUGUCUGGGGAAGGUUACAAUUACUAUUAACAUAGUUGAAUCAACGAAUUUAUUGCAACUUCACGCCGAGAAAUUGAAAUUCACCGACGUUUCACUCGUUUUGGAGAGCGGGAAAGGUAAAUUAAUAUAAAAUUGUCAUAAUUUGAUAUUAUACUUGAUAUAUUACCUUGUCUUAGCUCUGGAACGACCUUCUCUUCGAUUUGAUGAGACCUGGAGUCUUUUAUUUGUUGAUCUCGGAUCUAAAAUAGAGCCUCAACUGAUCAAACUGACCUUUGAAUAUGAGUUUACUUUAAAUGAGCAUCUGAAUGGCUUCUAUCGCUCUAAUUACAAGGAUUCUGAGGGCAAACAGAAGUGCUUGCUGUCUACUUUUUUGUGUGUAAGUUACCUUAGGAGAUUAUUUUGAUCAAAUUCCCUAAAUUUUUUAAAAUCUCGAAUUUAUAUUGUCUUACACAAAUUCUGAUCGUAUUUUAGCCCACUUAUGCCCGAAAAGUCUUCCCCUGUUACGAUGAGCCUAUCUACAAAGCCACUUUCCAAGUGGAACUUGAAGUUUCUAAAGGAUUAACUGCCUUAUCUAACAUGCCAGUGGAAUCUCAGAUUGAAAAAGAUGACACAAAACUAUUCAAAUACGUGACUUCUCCACCCAUGUCAACAUAUUUAGUAGCCUUUGCUGUAGGAGAACUUGAAUAUAUCGAGGUAGGCUCUGAUUUUUUAAUAUUAUCCAUGGCAUCAGCUGAAAAACAUUUGAAAACAUAAAUUUUUAAUGAAUAGAAGGCAACUUUUUAGGAAACUGCUUCCAAUGGCAUCCCGAUCCGAGUGUAUACAACUCCCGGUAAGCAGAAACAAGGGAAGUAUGCCUUGGAAGUCGCCUUAAAAGCAUUGGUUUGGUAUGAAAAGUGGUUUAAUAUCCCAUAUUCCCUGCCCAAAUGCGAUCUGAUUGCCAUUCCUGACUUUACAAUGGGCGCUAUGGAGAAUUGGGGUCUGGUUACUUACCGAGAGGUGGCUCUCCUCAUUGAUGACACCAAGUCUUCGAGUAAACAAAAGUCUCGAGUUGCGCUGAUCGUGGCUCAUGAACUGGCACACUUUUGGUUUGGGGAUUUGGUCACUAUGGUAAAUUUAUAGUGAUUGAACUAACAGGGGAAGUACGUCAAGUGCGACGCUCAGAUUUUGAUGAAUCUUGGCACAAAUUUAUAAUAAUGUUUUCUAAAAUAUAUGCGAGAAUUCAAGCUCGCGCUUUGCAGAUACCAUCGAGAUUUUUAGGUCGAAAGUCGACGAAAAUUUGAGACUUUUUGUCAAAUUUCGGCACGAAAAGUUGCAUCCCUAUUUCUACCGUAAAGGUUAUUGUUUCCACAAAAUAUGAUUUUUUCCGCACGAAACUAGCAAAGUUAAGGCCAAAAAGUGUUUUUUUUCUCUGACCGCUCUCCGCGUUUAGCGUAUUCUCUCGGCCGCAAAGAUCGUUGAAUAUCUCGGCUUCGCCUUCGAAGCGCGAGCUAAAACUUUCAGGAAUUGAUAUUUAGUUUAUCCCCGACGUGUGUGCAAAAUUUAAAGAAAAUCUAAGCGUCGCACUUGGGGUACUUCCCUUGUAAGUUUUUGAUGACAAAAAAAAUUGAGUCAUAGAUAAUUUCCCUUUUUAGAAAUGGUGGACGGACCUCUGGUUGAACGAAGGUUUCGCAUCCUUUAUGGAAUACGUUUUCGUCGACCAGAAUACUCCCGAAUUCAAGAUCUGGCUUCAUUUUUUGACCUUUGAGGUCUCUCGAGGCUUCCGGUUAGACUCUUUGAAUUCGACGCAUCCUAUUGAAGUGGAGAUCUCGAAUCCGAAUGAAUUGGACGAGAUCUAUGAUGCCAUCACUUAUGCCAAGGCCUGCUCUGUAAACCGGAUGUUGUAUUGUUAUUUGGGCGCCGAAAAGUAUCAAAAGGGCCUUCAGAUCUACCUAAAUCAAUUUAAAUUCAAAAAUGCCGAGACAAAAGAUUUGUGGAGAGCAUUGGGAGAGGCUUCAGGAGAGGAUGUGGAUAAAUUGAUGUCGUCUUGGACCAAACAAGAGGGAUUUCCAUUGAUUUCGGUAUCAGAAGAGAGGCUAAAUGAUGGGAAAGUGAGAUUACAUCUAAAACAGGAUCGAUUUAUUGCUGAUGGAAGCACUGAUUCCACUCUCUGGCAUGUCCCGAUUACUGUAACAACCGAAUCAAGGAAGGAUUUCAAGUUUUUGCUAUCAAAAAAGGAGGAUUCUUUUGUUAUUGAUGGCAUUUCUGAUGGCGAAUAUAUCAAAUUGAACGCGGAAACGACGGGCUUCUACAGAGUUCAUUACUCGACGAGUCUAAUCGAUAGAUUACUAAAGAAGUAUCGGGAGUUGGCCACAGCGGAUCGUUUUGGAUUGGCCAAUGACACUUUUGUUUUGCUGAACGCGGGGAAAACAGAGGCGUUGAGAUUCAUUGAAUUAAUCGAAAAUGCCAAAGAUGAGAGGGAAUACGUCGUUUGGGAAACAUUGGACAGUGGAAUCGGAAGCUUGGCCAACGUUUUGGCAAGGAAUGAGGACGAGAAUUUGAAGAAAAAGUUUGAUCAAUUUAUAAUUGGGGUGAUGGAGGGGAUCGGAGAAGAUUUGGGAUGGACACCGAAGGAAAGAGAGGGUAAGGAGUACUUGAUUUUGAUGGUGGGUAGUAGGAUAUAAGACUUGAGAGGUGGGCGGUUCUUGGUUCGUCAUUUUAGCCGUUUCUCCCAGUAUUAGAUCUGUGGCGAAAAUUUGUUGAGUUUCUCGACUGCCCAUGACAAACGAUGUCCAAAAGUUUUAGUAAUUGAUGGGCGGACUAUGUAGGUCAUUUACACACAAUUUGAUAAAAAUUGAAAAGUGAAAUAUGGUCCAUCUUUAUGUCAUCAUGAUCCAGUUUUGUCCACAAUUUAUGUAUUUUUGACCGCUAAAUGGCGACUAAUUGAUCCUCAACUAACUCCGUGUCCUUUCAGGUUCUCAAGUUCCCAUCCUCCGAUCACUUAUUUUGAGCCGUCUCUCCAAAUGCGGCCAUCAGCCAACAAUCUCGACUGCCAUUUCCAAAUUCAAUGCCCAUGUCGCAAAUGGAUCUCCAUUACUGCCAGAUCAGCGAGCAUUAAUUUAUUCAACUGUGGCCAGAAAUUGUGGAAAAGAUGGUAUUGAGAAGUUGAAAAGGAUCUUUGAAACUUGCGGAUUCAGCGAAGUCGAGAAUGACGUCAUCUUUUCCUUAGGACAAGUGCCGGAAAGGGAGUUGUUGAAGGAUGUAUUCGAGUAUGGAGUGGUCAAUGGGAAGGUUAGGAAUCAGGUAGGGGAAGAAAAUCAAAUUUUUUGUUAUACUUGAGAUAAAAAUUUCAGUUUUUCAAAAUUCAUCAAGAAUGAUGUAAUUUCAGGACCUUGCUUCGUUCUUUUAUGGUGCUGUCACUCAUAAAGUAGGACAGGAUUAUUGUUGGACCUUCUUCAAAGACAAUUUACAACUACUGUUAACCAAAUUUGGAUCAGUAAACUCAAAUCUUUUUCAAAAUUCCUUCAAAUUAGCGGGAAAUCAACAAAGUUCCAAGCAAUUUAUCGAUGAAUUUGAGGUAACUUUGUUAAAAUAUUGUCGUAUUUCCAAGCUUGUUAUUUUGCUUUAAGACUUAUAUUAACACCUUUUUUAGGCAUUUUGCAAGGCCAAUUUCACUGUCGAGCAACAAAAAAUUCUGGACCGCCCACUCCGUCAGACUGUGGAAUUUAUUAGGAUCAAUGAGAAAUUGAGAACCUGUGAAGAUGUACUGAAGCGUGUUUUAUUGUAA